AUGGCGGCAGCAGUGGCGGCGGCGGCGGCCGCGGUGAAGUCAGUGGCGCCGGCGGCGGGUCCUAUCGCGUCUUUGGCGGAGCGGCGCCGUGGGCGGUUGCGGGUCGGGCGUAGCGCUGGUGGGAGGCUGGUGGGAGGGGGCGGGGGCGGCGGGGAAGGGAGCACCGCAGCCGCCGCGGACGAGGGCCGAGCGUGUGCGAGGUUCAGUCCACAAGCAGCCGACCACGCGCCCAGCGGCUCCGGGGCACCACUACGGGCGGAGACAGCAGGACUUCUCGCGACUGCACUUCCCGACGUUGGAGAGCCUCUCCAGAGGGCCAUGACUUCCGCGCGCGCGCUCGUGGCGCUCCUAGCGGCGACGGCGGCGCUCCUGGCGCCCGCGGCGCGAGCCUUCCCCGACGGCGCGCCCGUGGACGCGUGCGUGAAGGAGCGGCCUAACCAGCCCUACCACGGACAGGCGCGCCCGCAGCCGCCGCAGACCAACCCCUACAGCUUCGUCGCCACCGACUCCUACUACCAGCCGGGCUCCAAGAUUGCAGUGACGGUGGACGGCGGGCCCUACAACGCCACCUUCCGCGGCUUCUUCCUGCAAGCGCGCGACGCUGCGAGCAACGCGUGGGUGGGCGCCUGGGACCCCACGCCGGGCACCAGCCCGCUGCCCGAGUGCGCCGCCAUCACGCACGGCGACAACCGCGACAAGCUGCAGGCGACGCUCGUGUGGUCGGCGCCGCCCGACGCGCCGCCCGGCCAAGUCUACUUCACUGGAGCCGUCGUGAAAAAAUACGAUGAAUUCUGGAUCGACAUGGUCGCCAACGUCCUGCAGCACUAAGUGCACUGAACACAAGAUUAAUGUGUGUGUUUCAAACUUCAAAGACUAUGAAAUGACGUAUUUUAAGAAAGGUUCAUCCAGUUAUCCAAUACAUAAUGUCGCAAUUAUUAUGAAUAAUAUGUCUUUAGAAUAAUUUGUUUUUCGAAAUUUGGUGUAUAAAAUUGCUCUCACAGGUGCUAUGAAGGCUUUAAGAAACGC
Gryllus bimaculatus (two-spotted cricket) is the source of this 1026-nucleotide messenger RNA. Lineage: Eukaryota; Metazoa; Arthropoda; Insecta; Orthoptera; Gryllidae. The record is from the annotation of a GenBank genome assembly.